AAAAGCCCUCUUUUGAUACCCCUAAUACCCUCGACGGCAAGCCCUUUUUCCUUCAAAACUUCCUACCGUCGAUUCUCCCAAUCCAAGGAACGGUUAGAGAUGAAACUUUAGGGCAUUGAUCGGUCCUCUGAGAGUAGGUCCUACGGCUGAAGUUUCACGGACAUUGGAGCCCAAACAAAGGAGAACUUCAAGAUUCCCCAUUUGAAGUGUGUACGGCUGUGGAGCUGAAGAUUUCCGUUUUUUUAUUGAUUUAAAGCUAAAUAUAGGUUUUAGCGUCUGUCUGUGAUGGGUAUUAUCAAAAAACAGUUAUUGUUUAAUGGGGGAAGGAAGGACAAUGAAGUGGGGGACAUUACUGAGGAGGAAUCUGAAUCUGAAUCUGAAGAAGAAGAAGUGGUGCUGGCCGAACCUUCGAAGAACCGUGUAUACAACAAAGAUGGUCUUCUUGAGAAACUUGGAGAUAUAAGCUGGCCCGAGAACUUGGAUUUUAUCCACAAACUGUCAGUCGAUUUUGAUCAGGAGCAAGAGGUUGAUGUGAAUGAUGACUUGGCACGUGAGCUGGCAUUCUAUACCCAGGCACUGGAGGGCACCAGGCAGGCCUUUGAGAAGCUGCAGUCUAUGGGGUUGCCCUUUCUCAGGCCUCCGGACUAUUAUGCGGAGAUGGUGAAGACAGAUAAUCACAUGGAGAAAGUGAAGGGAAGGCUGUUGGUGGAGAAGAAACGGAUCGAGGAGGCUGAAGAGAGGAGAAAAGCAAGGGAAGCUAAGCGCAUAGCGAAAGAGGUUCAUGCCCAGAAGCUGAAAGAGAGGUCCAAGCAGAAGAAAGAUCAGAUAGAAUCCGUUAAGAAAUGGAGGAAACAAAGGAAACAAAGUGGGUUCGCAGAUGACGGUAAAGAUGACAGUGAGUUGGGUCUGGAUUUCGAAGACGGUAAGGCAUUUGAGAGGUCAAAGAAGAGGAGGCCCGGUGUGGCCCCGGGAGAUAGGUCUGGAGGGCGGGCAAGGCAAGUUGGAAAGAAGGGGAUGGAUAAAAGUAGGAAGGGUAAGGGAUUCAAAGACUCCAAAUUUGGAUUCGGAGGGAAGAAAGGUAUGAAGAAGCAAAACACAGCCGAAACAACUAACGACUUCAGACAAUUCAACAAGGGAGAUUUCACAGGGAAUAAGAAAAGAAAAAGGUAAGAGUUGUUUGAAUUUCAAAUCCAAGAGAGACAUCUUAUGAGCUGUUUGAAUUUUGUUUUUGUUUGCUUGUUGGAAGUGAUAUUUGAUUUUGGUUCUUUUUGCAACUUUGAUGAAUGGCUUGUUUAAGCUCUGUAUAAUGAGCCAGGCUCUUCUUCUUUUUUUCUCCUAAUCUACAUCUAAAUUAUGGCCA
Magnolia sinica is the source of this 1360-nucleotide messenger RNA. RefSeq names its product probable rRNA-processing protein EBP2 homolog. NCBI's taxonomy places the organism in Eukaryota, Viridiplantae, Streptophyta, Magnoliopsida, Magnoliales, Magnoliaceae. Gene Ontology annotation, biological process: ribosomal large subunit biogenesis; rRNA processing. The transcript is spliced from 2 exons. Bases 286 to 1170 code for a protein of 294 amino acids. The record is from RefSeq and is a predicted model, not a curated record. Gene Ontology annotation, cellular component: nuclear periphery; nucleolus; preribosome, large subunit precursor.